Molecule: messenger RNA, 4256 nt
Organism: Dermacentor andersoni
Lineage: Eukaryota; Metazoa; Arthropoda; Arachnida; Ixodida; Ixodidae
Product: sialin-like
Biological process (GO): transmembrane transport; monoatomic anion transport
Cellular component (GO): membrane
Molecular function (GO): transmembrane transporter activity
Source: RefSeq, a predicted model, not a curated record
CCUCGGCGGUCAAGGCAGCUGACGCGCGUCUUCUCAUCGGCGCACUGCCCUUCACACCCUCUCCGCCUCGGGGUGUCUCGGGAGGCAACUCUUCCCCACGCCGACAGGGAGCUUCGACGCCGGGCUUGCUUGUUCCGCUCGUUCGGCCGAGCCCAUUGCCGAGUCAGUCGCGGAGGGCAGCGGCGUUCGGUCAGUCGGAGGUGCUUCGACGCGGGUCCCCACUCCCCCAGCUAGCGCUUCCAAGUCAUCAUCCGCUAACACCUGCGACAUAGCACUACCACAGCGACGGCCAAAAUCCGGGCGAAGAGAGUGCGCCGUUGAUGAUGAAGCCCGUCCACAAAGAUGGUGCCGCACUGCCCGUGGCAUCUCCUCCAAAAAUCAAGAAACAUCGGAAAGGAGAAAAAUUCUUCGAUUUCAUUCCAUGCCGACAUGUUUUCGUUCUUAUGGGAUUUCUCGGUCUGCUGAACGUGUAUUCCUUACGUGUCAACCUCAGCGUCGCUCUCGUGGCCAUGGUGAAAAGUGUCGACUCGGGAGACAAGUAUCACAACCACUCGGAAUGCCACUACAGUUACGCUAACGCGACUGACGUGUACUCGAACGAGACGGAAGACCAGAAGCCGGAGACGGGCGAGUUCGAGUGGGACAGCUACACGCAGGGCAUCAUCCUCGGUUCCUUCUUCUACGGCUACGUGAUCACGCAACUGCCCGGAGGCCGCAUCGCCGAGGUUCUGGGCGCCAGGUGGAUGUUCGGGCUGGGCGUGUUCUUCACCGCGGUGCUCACGCUCGCCAUCCCCGUCGCGUCGAGGGCCCACUACGGCGCCCUCAUUGCCAUCCGCGUUCUCCAGGGACUCGGAGAAGGCGUUACAUACCCAGCGAUGCACUCGAUGCUGGCGCAAUGGUCUCCCAAGUUCGAGCGCUCCACAGCCACUGCCCUGGUUCACGCUGGAGCCCACGUUGGUGCCAUGGCCGCACUCACCUUCUCGGGGUUCCUUGCAGCGUCGACGUUUCUCGGCGGCUGGCCAGCUGUAUUCUACGUUUUCGGCUUCCUAGGCUGCGUAUGGUUCGUAUUUUGGAUGUUCCUAGUCUAUGAUAGCCCCGAAGAUCAUCCACGAAUCACUCAGGAGGAAUACGACUACAUUUUGAUCAACCAAGGUGAAGAAAAAGUACAAAAGAACCUGAAGAUACCAUGGAAGCCCAUUGCCAUGUCGAAAGGACUCUGGGCGCUCUCUCUGGCACACUUUGGAUCAAAUUGGAUAUACUACACAUUCCUUACCAUCAUUCCCUCGUAUUUGUCUACAAUCCUUCUCUACGACAUCAAAAAGAAUGGUCUCAUCUCUUCGCUCCCGUAUCUCCUCACCACGAUCACCAGCUGUUUGGCGAGCGUUUACGCUGACGUGCUGCGAAAGAAGGGCAUCAUGAGCACCACAGCCAUCCGGAAGUUUUUCAACACUUCCGCCGCCGUGGUGCCCGCACUUCUGCUGAUCGGGAUGCCGUUGGCCGGAUGCGACAGAGUUUGGUCCGUGGUGCUCCUCAGCCUGGCCGGGGCGGCGCUCGGCGUCCGAGAAGUGGGAUUCAUGGUCACCCACAUCGACAUGUCGCCCGAUUUCGCCGGAACACUUCUUGGAGUCACAAACACUAUCGGAAAUCUCCCUGGAUUUCUCAUGCCAUACGUCGCUGGAGUGCUAACCAGUGAAGAAAACUCGAUCCGGACGUGGAGCUACUUCUACUACAUCGCCGCGGCUGUGGGCAUCGCCUGCGCAGCCGCUUUCCUGUUCUUCGGCACCGCCGAACUUCAGCCUUGGGGCAAGGGCACCGCAGCACAGGAACCGGCUUUCAUGGACGAGAAAGAGAAACCGGCCAAGGAGGAGACCAAGACGGAAAGCUCGAGACUCUAGGUGUUCGUCGCGUUAUUCUAUAACGGGACACUGCGAGCACGUACGUCGCCUGGCGGGCAGGAAAGCGAUUCCACCAUUUGCUACAUCAAGACAUGUUCUCCCGGCCGCUGCUUCCGGGGCAGCAGUGGGGCCAGAACACCGAGACAGCUGCUUGUUUGUUUGUUUAUUUGGUCAGACUUGAACACUGGUUCAGCUUACAAGUAUAGGGUCAUCAAAUGUGUUUUGCGGCAAGAAAGGGGAAGAGGGUAGAAGGGUAAAGCAUAGGUUUGGGGGUACUGUCCCUUGCGCAACAUCUCAUACUUGUGUACGUGUUCGGGCGUCAACUCGAUUUCGAUUCGUGAAAUAGAGCUGUUGCGCAACUAUCCAUCAGAACUACACGCGAUGCGUGCGCCCAAAUGAAGAAAGAUAAAAAAAAAGAGGCGAAGUGUGUUCUGAGAAGGAAAUGUGGACCAUUGUCAUUUAACAUCCACCGUGACAAACUUUAACGAUACAUUUGCAAGCAAAAAGUAAAGCAACAACGUAGUCAAAACUAUAACAUUCACAGUAGUUAAGAUGCCUGCGAAAAUACUUCCCUUCGCUUGCUUCGUUCAGUAAACCAAGUCAGCAGAGCGUCCUCAAGGAAAAGGGUAAAGUUCCGUACAGGGGCCUGUGCUCGCUUAGCAGUGUUAAGGAAUUAUAUUUUGCGAUAGCUAAAACACGCCUUUCCAAACUGGGUUUGCCGUUUCAUCGCACCGUCGAACAUCUCUUCGACCUAAGAGGAAGCAUGUCAGACUGCUGGCUGACUGCCAUGUCACGUUUCUGAACGUACUCGCAUCAGCUGCUGCAUGGUGACGUUCUUGUGGAGUUUGGUGCGUUUUCGCGUAGUCAAUGUCCGCCUGCGCCGAAAAAAAGAAAGGAGAUGGGGGGUGGGGUUGUAGUUUUGGAGGAGGUUUAACAUGGCCGUGGCUCCUGCCGCUUCUAUCACGUGCCGGUAUCGGUGCGCAGGUCCGUACAAUGCAGAUUCAAUUAGCUGCAAGGGGCUCCACGGCCAAGCUUUCUAAGCUUAUAGUAUACUUGCUUAGCGACGCGUAAAAGAAACAUUUGCGGGUGGGUUGGCGCAUUUUAUAAUCAGCCGUGACAUCUUUACGCACAAAAUAUACCUUUGCGAAUGCGCUUUGUUUACUGGAAGUGCCACAUGCUUUGGCUGAAUCCAUAUGAAGUCAAGCGUUGUCCAUGGUUGUUGGCAAGUCUUCAACCACAUAAAACUCGUUCCAUGUGGUGCAUACUUAAAGGCAAGUCAAAGAAGGUUGUUCAUUAUAAAACAAGAUUUAUUAGAAAAUGAUAACGGAAGAAAUAAUUUAACCUGCCAAUGCGCCUGGAUUUUCCUGUUGAAGUAUGGCCUAAAUUUAGCAAACUUGGACGGUCACGCAAUUGCACCAUCACUUCCUGAGUUCCGGCACGGUGACAAGUUAGGAAUAAAAAUCGAAGCUGAAUGACUGAUUAGUGAACUUGAAGGUGCCAAAACAACACUGAGACUAUCAAAGACACCGUAUUGGAGGGUACCUCCAUAUUACUUUGGGCAAGUUAAAGAUUUUUUUUAAGGUUAACCUAUAUUCAUCGUAGCAAAUCUAAGUAUAAACUUCAUCCGACAUCGAAAUGCGACCGCUGCGGUCAGCUAUCGAACCCGCUACCUCGUGCUCAGCGGUAGAACACGGCGGCAACUGAGCCACGGUGGCGGUUAAUAAUUCGAAUUUGUCUCGCAGUCAUUCGCCAUUGACGCGUGAGGUUUCUUCGGCCGAUGGAACAAUGAGACUGUUCCAAAAUGGCAGCCUAACGGCCUCACCCUUAUUAUAGCCUCACUUUAAUGGCCAUUUAAUGAGACAACGCAUGUAGCCUUAUACUUCAGCUGACAGUAGGUCUUGAUUUAUUAGCUGGCCAUGCCGUCUAGAAGGGCAAAUUCGUAAGCCCUUGAAUGUAGCUGUGGAAAAUAGCAAUCGUUCUCUCUUUGUAUCGGGUAGUCUAUCUGCUCAGGUGUGCCAAAGAAUACAUGAACUUAAGAACUCGUCAUGCUGCCUUUUCAGCAGGUACAUAAAGUUAUUUUAGCCAUUCACUGGACCAGGGUGACGAAAUAUUAGACAGUUUUAUACCAUAUAUAUUUUUUAUGACGUUGGGUGACAGAAAGCUUAUAAAAAAUAGCCAACACCAAGUUCGCUUGUACAUAUUUAUCUACUCAUGUUUGUGUUAGUGAGAAAGAAGAUGCAUAUAUAUAUGUAUAUUGUUGAGACACACAUGAUGUUUUGUGCACUUGUUGUAUUUUGUGCUCAGAGUUGACAACCACGAUGAUAUUUAAUAAACAAGUAAAUUUAUAUGUUGAAAAAAGAA